Molecule: messenger RNA, 582 nt
Organism: Letharia columbiana
Lineage: Eukaryota; Fungi; Ascomycota; Lecanoromycetes; Lecanorales; Parmeliaceae
Exons: 1
Coding region: 1-582 (193 amino acids)
Source: RefSeq, a predicted model, not a curated record
AUGGAUUCAAGCCGUGCCCCACCUACGCCAUCGACGUCUAGCUUUUCCGGUGCUACAACCACUCAGCGCCGCGAAUCCAAGACUCCCAUCCACAAGCGGCGCUUUGCUCAUCUUCUACACCAGCUCUGCCCUCUCCUCAGUAUUGAGACAGGCCUCCCACACCCGGACUUUCCCCUAACCAUACUCCACUACCACCUCUUGUCCGAAGAGCAGCUCGACUCCCUUGCCCAUUUCUACCACCAGCGCACGCCAGGUCAAUAUAGCCUUGGGUAUCCCAUGCCUGUCGUUGCCAGAUGGUGGGCGCCAAGCGAUCAGGAACUAGAGGAAGGUGAAAUCGAUGAGCUGGAAGAGAUAAAGAGGAUAAUGGAGCUCGCAGAGCAGAAGGACGACAAGGAAGUUGCGAGCGUCGAGGACAAGCGGAGGCGCUUUGGGAGGUUUUUAGGCCUGCGGAACUGCGAGUCGAGUCAAGGAGAGGGUGAGAUGAGGAGAGAAAUGGAGGAGUAUAUCGCAAGGGAGAUGGCAAGGAAGGAGCAUAGAGAUCGUGAGAUGGAAAGUUGGCGGUCGAAGGGAUACUGGUCAUGA